Molecule: messenger RNA, 429 nt
Organism: Dentiscutata erythropus
Lineage: Eukaryota; Fungi; Glomeromycota; Glomeromycetes; Diversisporales; Gigasporaceae
Source: the annotation of a GenBank genome assembly
AUGAAAAUCGGACCCAGAGAAUAUUUUACACAAUUAUUGUACAUCGGAGAUACUAAAGCUGGUACGCUUGUGGGGGUUGAUCAGUUUGGUAACAAAUAUUACGAGAAUAAAGAAGAAAUAUUCGGUCGUGAUCGCUGGGUUGAUUACGUGCAACAUUACGGAGAUGCUAGUCAAAUCCCUCCAGAAUGGCAUAGUUGGAUUCAUAAGAUUACUGAUACCCCACCAACUAUUGAUCCACCACCACGUCCUAAGUUUGCUCAACGAGAUAAUAAAGAAAAUAGAGGCGACCAAGGUUCAGGUGACAUUGAACAUCAGCAGGCAAACCUCGUUCCGAUUGGUCUUGCUGAUGCGAUUUGUUUAAUUAAUUGUAAUAAUAAAAAGCUGGAAUUUAAACCCAUUAAAAUACAAAUUGGUUUGGUUAAAAUCUGA